This is a messenger RNA of Penicillium vulpinum, 798 nucleotides long. RefSeq lists its product as uncharacterized. The record is from RefSeq and is a predicted model, not a curated record. NCBI's taxonomy places the organism in Eukaryota, Fungi, Ascomycota, Eurotiomycetes, Eurotiales, Aspergillaceae. The coding region runs from base 1 to 798 and encodes 265 amino acids. The transcript has 3 exons.
AUGGCUGCUCUCGCUGGCAAGGUUGCCAUCAUCACCGGUGGCUCCAAAGGUAUUGGCAAAGCGACUGCUCUUCGUCUUGCGCAUGAUGGUGCCAAGGUGGUUAUCCAGUAUCUCUCCGAUGACAAAGGGGCCCAGGAGGUGGUGAACGCAAUCGGAGAGCAGAACGCCCUGGCUGUCAAGGGAAAUGCAGGUAGUGUGGCCGACAGCGACGAGCUGAUCCGACAUGCGCUGGAAAAGUUCGGUCAAAUUGACAUUCUCAUUGCCAAUGCCGGUUCUUUACCCAUCAGAGACCUCGCGAAUACCUCAGAGCAAGACUUCAACGACUGCAUGGACACGAAUGUAAAGGGACCAUACUUUUUGAUUCAGAAAGCGGUUCCUCACCUCCGCCCGGCCGCCCGAAUCAUCCUGGUUUCAACUACCCUCUGUCACGUCUCCACAGUUAGCCCUCCCUACCUCCUUUAUUUGGCCACAAAGGGUGCUAUCGAGCAGAUGGUUCGCGUUUUAGCUAAGGACCUGGGCCCGAAGGGAAUCACCAUCAACGCGGUCGCUCCUGGUCCGACCGACACUGAGAUGUUCACACGAGGCAAGUCAGAAUCUGUGUUGAACACCAUCAAGAGUCUCAUCCCGCAAGGACGCUUGGGUACACCUGAGGAGAUUGCGGAGUCCAUGGCAUUUUUCAGCUCUCCGGCUAGUGGUUGGGUCUCGGGACAGGUUCUGCGCCUUGUGGAAGCUAUGCGUGCAACGCGUCGAAAAUUGGAACAAAAGGAGAAGGAGAUCAUCGGCGCAUUCCUGGGAUAA